AUGGACAGCAGAGGCUCUGGGUCCCCAAGUCUCCCAGCAGAGCCUCGAUGUUCCAUGAGUGACAACAUCAACUAUGGUGAUGAGGAACUGGAUCAGGAGACCAUGAACUUCAUUUCUGCUUUGUAUGCCGCCUUGGGGCCUCUCUUGCCCGAAGUCACCAAGCUCCAGGGCCACCAGGACCCUCCUGCCCACCUGAUGGUGGACAUGAAGGCCAAACUGAGGGAGCUGGGGUCAAGCGUCUCUGACGCCAGGAAGAGGCUGCUGAAGUACAACAUCUACCUGAAGAAGAAGCUGGCCAGAGCCAUGCAGGAGAGGAAGGCCCUUCGGGAGCAACAGCUGAGGCAACAAGGAAUUAACGAGCAGGUCGGCACAUCGCAAAUGCAAAGCCUGAUCAGGGCUGAGAUGAGUCCGGGGAAGUCCAGCCUGGGCACAGAGAAGAACAUUCUGGAGAUCCCGUCUGCUGAGCUGGUGAAGAUAAAGCCAGAAAGAAGUCAUCGACGGACCAUCCAGAUCCCUGGGGCUUGUGAUUUGCUUAGAGGUGAGGGGGGUAGAGCUGGGAGAACGCUCACCCCCACCAGCUCAGUCCCCUCUUUGGCUUCUCAGGACACAAUGGAAGAACGUGCCCGGUCGUGCAUGACCCCCCAAGGCAUACUGCAAAGAAGUGUUUGCAAAAUGGAAAACUCAGCUUCCCGUCCUCCUCUGGACAGAAGCCACCUGUGA
Molecule: messenger RNA, 720 nt
Organism: Python bivittatus (Burmese python)
Lineage: Eukaryota; Metazoa; Chordata; Lepidosauria; Squamata; Pythonidae
Source: RefSeq, a predicted model, not a curated record